Argiope bruennichi is the source of this 576-nucleotide messenger RNA. RefSeq names its product piggyBac transposable element-derived protein 4-like. The coding region runs from base 1 to 576 and encodes 191 amino acids. The record is from RefSeq and is a predicted model, not a curated record. The transcript has a single exon. Lineage: Eukaryota; Metazoa; Arthropoda; Arachnida; Araneae; Araneidae.
AUGUAUUGUUUUGACCAAGCCAAAACUCAACUGUCCUACAAAACAAAGCCAAAUAUGUGUGUUAUCCUGCUUUCUACAUUCCAUGAAAAACCAUAUGUAAAUAAAGAAAGUAAAAAACCUGAAAUAAUAGAAUUCGAUAAUUCCACAAAAGGAGCUGUUGACACAUUGGACCAGAUGUGUAGCAACAUGUCAUGCAGCAGGAAGACACGUCGAUGGUCUCUUUGUGUAUUUUACGAUAUUAUUAAUAUCAGUUUAGUAAAUUCACAUGUUUUAUAUGGCCACAACAUGACUAGAAAAUCGGAAAAAGUGAUGUCCAGAAAAAAGUUUGCAGUAAAGUUAAGUGAAGAUCUUCUUGCUCCAUGGAUGAAGAAGCGUUUAGAUGCGCCUGCUUUACCUCGUUCUACAAGAAUAAUUAUUAGCGAACUUUUAAAAAUAGAUAUGGUCUGUGAAAUUCCGAAAACAAAUGAAAGUAACAAAAGAAAAAUUUGUGCAUUUUGCCCUUACAAGCUGCGAAGAAUGACCCGCUUUUUUUUGUCAAAGCUAUACAAGAGCAAUGUGCGGAGAUCACCGUGCUAA